UUUGCACGGAACCGCCAGGCAAGACAGUGGGGCACAGCAAGAAGACCCCAGAAGAUGCUGUCUCUCCUGCUCAUCUGUGUCCUGCCUGCCGCCAACGGGAAGAACUGCCUCCUCUGCUGGCCAGAAAUAUCCGCCCUGCUAGACUAUGACCUGCAGAUUCUCUGGGGCAGCCCAGGGCCCCCCCCAGAGCUCCCCCAAAGCCUCCACUCUCUGUUCCUGGAAGAUAAUGAUUUGCUCCAACUCUCGUGUCUUUCCCUUGUCUCAUCCUCAGAUCGUGACCACUUGGAGGAAGCAACAGCCCAACUCUUCACUCAAGUAGACCAAGCCAUUAAAAAGUUACGGUUCGAUAAGUCAGUACUUCUGGAAGAGAUUCGCAUGCACGAGACUCUCUUUGCCGAGAGGCUGAAGGACAUGUCUGAGGGGCUGAAGGAGAAAGCCUGCAACCCGUCCUGUGACAUGCGCUCCGCAGUGGAGGUCACCAACUGCGCCAACUGCAGGACUCACUUCCUCUCCUGCGGGGACCCCACUUUCUGCCCAGCCAGGCCCUGGCGGUCCUCCACGUGGGCUGUGAGCAUCAGCCUUGGCCUGCUCCUGGCCGCAGCUGGAGGUGGAUCUUACUUUUUCUGGCGCAGGAAGAAGGAAGCAGUAAAGGUACCAGGAAAGGAGACCCCUACCCCAAGGAGGCACAACCUGGGUGUGCCCCGGAGGUAGCAAGGCCUGGAGGGGCCCCAGCUCUGGCCUCCCUGGGUCUGGCAUCCAGAGCAGAGUGGGAUGGAGAGCAGGGACCCUCAGCCGCCACAUAUCAGCCCCGACGUGUGCUGAUGGUGGGGCCGGGGGCCCAGGACAUGCUGGUGGCAAAGCCCGGGCCCCUGUCCCUGGCCUUUGUAAAUAGUCUCUUCAGUAAAACACGUCCUUGCGUCCUA
Molecule: messenger RNA, 923 nt
Organism: Microcebus murinus (gray mouse lemur)
Lineage: Eukaryota; Metazoa; Chordata; Mammalia; Primates; Cheirogaleidae
Gene: TEX51
Product: testis expressed 51
Source: RefSeq, a predicted model, not a curated record